AUGGAGGAGGCACCGGCCCAGCUCUACAUCGGGUCGGACACCGAGGACAGCGACAUCGUCUCCGAAGCGUCUGACGCCACAGGUGACAGCUGGGCAGUUCUCAACCAGCCUGAGGACGAGGACGAGGACGAGGAGAUAGAUGAGAGCGAGGAGAAUGAGUCGGAAGAGACAGAGGGAGAGGCCAGUGGGGAGGAGGAUCUGCCGGAGCCAGGCUUCCUGAGGCAGGCCGACGCCCCCGGCCCUCCUGAGGUGCCGCAAACCCGCCUCUUCCAGCAGAACCAGGAGGUUCUCGAGCUUUGCCGCAGCCAGACGAUCUUUCAAUACGUGCUCUUGGCGGUCCUGGCGCUGCUACUCUUCCGCGGUCUCACGGCGCCAUCCCGCGCGGAGCUGAUCGACGAGCCGGAGGCGCAAUAUCUUCGCGUGCUGCAGGAGCGCGCCGCCUGGGAGAGCAACUACUCGCAGCUGCAGCAGCUGUGGUUCGAUUGCCGCCGCCAGGUGGAUGCCAUCCAUGAGCCUGCCGCGAGCUGCGGAGGUCGCACAGAGGGUUGUACGGCCCGCCUGGCGAAGCUCGAGGGCGACUACGAGAAGCUCGCGGAUCAGUGCGCGAAACAGGAGGAUGACCUUCGCUGGACAUCUGGGGGUGGGGGAGUUCUGUCGGAAGCUCGAGCAGAGAGGUCGCAGGCCUUUGCAGAGCUUCAGCUCGAGGACGAGCAGGGCCUCGUGGCCUUGGACGUGGGCUGCGUGCGGCGCCUGGCGCGCCUGGUGGCGAUGUCCAAGGCGCAGGUGGUGGUGAGCAGCACCUGGGGCAAGGACCCAGCACUCUACGAGCACCUGCUGAGCUCCUUGCAGCGGCUGGGAGGGGACGCGCUGCGCAAUGCCGUGGUGGACGUGACCCCGCGCGGGUCGCUGGGACGGGGCUUCGAGAUCUUGCAGUGGCUGGAGGCCUCCAAGCCUCCGGAUGGAGGUGCUUGGCGGGCCGCGAUCUUGGAGGACAGCGAGGGGCACUUCGCGAGCAUCGAGGCGGCGGGGCUGGGGGCGUGUCUGGUGAAGACGCAGCUGGGCCCGGAGCUCGAGGAGGGUCUCACGGAGGAGGCUGCGGAGAAGGCCCUGAAGCUCCUGAAGGAAGCGGAGGCCCAGGCUGAUGCAACUGGGACCCAUGGACGUCGCGACGUCGGGACCGCGAGCCGCGAGCUGAAAGCUUGGAACGACAGAGGCACCGAGGUCGUGGCUGGAGAAGCCUUCGGGGACUUCGAUCCGCUGGUCUUUCCUGGGCAGAUGGCGCGGGAAGCCAAGGAGUGCGCCAGGAACCAGGCGCGCUUGGAGGAAGAGGUGGAGUCCUUGAGGUCCUCGGAGGAGGGCUGCGAGGAGGGCUGGUCCUCCUGCCGCGAGCGGCUGGCCGAGGAGCUUCACACGCAGACGGAGCUCAGGAGGGAGACCAGCGCUUGCAAGCAGAGCUUCGAGCAAAUGCUGCAAAGCUGCGGGGACGAGAAGGACACCGAGGCAUAUCGGGACCAGCUGGAGGGAGAGGUGACCACGCUGAGGGCGCAGCAACUCGCCACGCAGCAGCGCUACGCGCAGCUCAACGCAGCGCUCACCGAAGCGCAAGAGCUGAGGAGGGCAGAGAAUGCCGACUGGAAGCAAAAGCACGAGAAGCUCCGGGCCGAGUUGGCGGAGAGCCAACAGAUCCGACAGGAGGCCGAGGAGCGGGCGGAGGCUUUGAAGCAGGAGGCGGAGUAUCUGAAGCGCAAGCUGCAUGGUGAGCAGCAGGGAGAACAUCCCUGGUGGUUCCACCAGGUGGAGGAUUUCAGGAAGCGUAUGAGGGAGGAGUGGCUCCGACACGCGCAGAAGCAAGGCAACCCGUACCUGAAGGAAUGGCUGGACCACGCCCGGAAGGAGACGGAGGACGUGGCGGACCGCCUCCGCGAGAAGUACGAGCACGCGCGCAGAAAAGGUGUGGGCCGCUCCGGGUGCAGCCGGCAAGCAUCUGCCGACUCGAGGCCUUCGGCUGACGGGGCGCCGAUUGGCAAAGGCCCGCCGAAAGCCGCAGUGGAGUUCAAGACUUUGGUGUUGACGCCAAGCGUCUGGCAGAACCAGCGACCGCGCUUUGUGGGCCAUAUCUCCCUGGAGCCUGUGGAAGGCCAGGAGAAGCCGCGCGUCUUCUUGCGCCCGAAGAGUGGCGCAGAGUUCCGCCUGUGGCCGGACAGCCCGAAGGGUGCGCUGCAAUGGCUCAGCCUUAGCGCGGCCCCGGAGGAGGGGUUCUGA
Molecule: messenger RNA, 2262 nt
Organism: Effrenium voratum
Lineage: Eukaryota; Dinophyceae; Suessiales; Symbiodiniaceae
Source: the annotation of a GenBank genome assembly